CGGCCGAGACGUCCGGGUUAUUGCGCUUCUCGCGGAGUCGCUCCCAAACCGCAGCUGAACACGGCUACAGAAAAAUAAGACAGCGACGCGGCAGGUGCGACGUUGCUACUGAACUCAACGCAUCAUGGGCGGCCGGGCGACGACAUUGUGCUUUCUUCUGCUCGUUGCAGGAUGUGUAACGGCCGUCGUGAGUGAGGAAGCCCACCUGCGUCAACGUCGUGACUUCGGUUGUGCACGGGGAAUGAUUUUCGCGUGCCAAAGAAGGUGCAUGCGGCUUUACCCUGGAAGCACGGGCUACUGCCAGGGAUUCCGCUGCAUGUGCGACACUCACAUCCCCGUCAGGCCACCGAUCUUCGUGGGCUGAAGAGGCUCGACGAUUACAUGCUGGAAGUGCUUCUUUCAAAUAAAAUG
Molecule: messenger RNA, 411 nt
Organism: Rhipicephalus sanguineus (brown dog tick)
Lineage: Eukaryota; Metazoa; Arthropoda; Arachnida; Ixodida; Ixodidae
Product: longicornsin-like
Exons: 3
Coding region: 125-364 (79 amino acids)
Source: RefSeq, a predicted model, not a curated record